This is a messenger RNA of Scomber japonicus (chub mackerel), 5472 nucleotides long. It is a transcript of the gene maml3, whose product is annotated as mastermind-like transcriptional coactivator 3. Gene Ontology annotation, cellular component: nucleoplasm; nuclear speck. The record is from RefSeq and is a predicted model, not a curated record. The transcript has 6 exons. Lineage: Eukaryota; Metazoa; Chordata; Actinopteri; Scombriformes; Scombridae. Gene Ontology annotation, biological process: positive regulation of transcription of Notch receptor target; Notch signaling pathway. Gene Ontology annotation, molecular function: transcription coactivator activity. The coding region runs from base 937 to 4446 and encodes 1169 amino acids.
CUCUCCGGGAGAGUCUAAACUACUCCGCUCCGGGUUUUCCGAUCGUCCAUCAGCGGGCUCCUCACAGCCUCUAGCAGGUUUUUACUCAACUCCUGUCCUGAUAUCACUCCGCUGGCAUGGUGGAGAAGAGGACCUGAUUGUUGUGAUGGUGGCAGGCGGCAGCCAGUGACUACAGACUUCCACCACUACUUCCAUAUCCGCGUCUUACGCCGUCUGGGUUACUCUAGUUGCCUCACAACCGGACUACCGAGGGCGCUUGUGCUCUUCCCCCAACUCAGCAACAUCUUCACCGGGAUUUCUUUCAAACCAAAACCAUAUGAGAUGCAAGUUCACUGGGAAACUCCGGAGCCCGUUCGGUUCAGGCAGCAAAACUUUUUCUCAAAGGACAACACCGUAAAACGGCGAGUGGACUGUUGCUGCUGCUGCCGCCGCUGCUCCUCUGCGGGACGGUCGGUGUGUGUAUGACCGCUGAGUGCCUGCUAUCGUUCAUACCUUCACGGUGUUGUUGUUUUUUUUUCUUCCAGCGGAGUUGUUGUUAGCAGCGUGGCAGCGGCUUUAUUGUUGAAUUCAGUUUGGGGCUUGCUCGACCCUCACUCCGGCUGGGUCUUAUUUGUGUUUGCGGGAACGUUUUGUUUUGAAACAGUGCCGAGGAGGGAAGACGAAACGGCCACAAGCGAGCCACCAACUAACCGUAUGACUGCUAGGCUCGCUGCCCUUUAAACCUUCCCCGGUUGUCGCUCACUUCAGCGGCUUCUGCCCGGUCGUACCUCCCGUCCGCUGCCCGGCUGCUUGGGACCUUUCACCGCGGAGGACCGAGAGGGAGAGGACACUAGGUGGUGGAGGUGGAGGUGGCCGGAGGAGGUGGAGGUGGCGGCGGUGGAGACAAGCUUGACGGGGAGAAAAGUUCUUCCAAAAUAGCAGCCACUCGGCCCAGUGAUGGGGGACUUCGCCUCCCCCGCUGCCGGACCCAACGGCAGUAUCUGCAUCAACAACAGCAUGAACCCGGCCGCCGGGAGCGUGGUGCCCGCCGGGGCGGUGGGCAUACCUAAGCACAGCACCGUGGUGGAGAGGCUGAGGCAGCGGAUAGAGGGCUGCCGGAGACACCACGUAAACUGCGAGAGCAGGUACCAGCAAGCCCACGCCGAGCAGCUGGAGAUAGAGCGGAGGGAGACGGUCAGCCUGUAUCAGCGGAGUCUGGAGCAGAGGGCCAAGAAGUCAGCCGGCGGAAGCGGCAGCAGCAAGCAGCCGCAGAGCAAGCAGCCAGAUCCGGACUCUGCCUCCUCCACGGAACAGAGGAAUAACACGCUCAUAGCGCUCCAGGAGACUGUGAAGAGGAAACUGGACAGCGCAAGGUCGCCCCUCAAUGGAGACCAGAACGGUAUCUGUGAUAAAGGCAGCUACUCACCGACAACCAAACGGGUGCGGAAAGAGGGCUCUGGUGGUUUGGACUCACUAACAGGCCUCCCCAACAACAACAAUAACAACAAUGUUCCACCCAUUUCUCCACUGCAUCACCAAAUGGACAUUAAGCCCUUGCUCGUAGGGCCGAACACUUCCACCGGAAACACUACAAACAGCAACGGCAACCACGUAGGCCGGGCGUCAGAUGAGCUGGGGAAAAAUGGUGGCAGCCAUCUUCCAGACAUUAAGUUGAACGGCCCAAUGGACUUGGAGGAUAGCUUCGGCCUCCUCAAAGACCUAAAACAGGAGCCUCUAGAUGACGCAGGUGGGAUGGAGUCGUCCGAUCCCCAGUCUCUGUCCAAUCAGAACAAGCUGUUCUCCGACAUCAACCUCAAUGACCAAGAGUGGCAGGAGCUGAUCGACGAGCUGGCCAACACCGUGCCAGAGGACGACAUGCACGACCUCUUCAACGAGGACUUUGAGGACAAGAAAGAGGCUGAGUUCGGCAGGCCGGCGAACAAUCAGACACCAGGCCCGCAGGAAGCAGCCGGGAAUACGACGGCAAGUGGAGGGGGGGCGGCACCAGCAGCGGCCCUGCCUCCUCCUCCUUCUCAGCCUCCACAGGGGGGCCCACAGGUUCCCAUGGGUUCACCACAGGUCCGACCAUCAUCGUCAGGCCCUCAGUUUGCCACCACUGCCAAUGGAACGCCUCCUCAGCAACCUUUGCAGCAGUCUCCAGCCGUUGCCAUGGCAUCAGGUUCCCCAUUACACAAUUGUGUGGCUCGCUCUCCUCAGACCCCAACCCAGGCUCAGACACAAGCAGUCUCCAGGCCUGGGAAUGGAUACAUGAUGAACCCAGGCCCGGGUGUUAGUCAAGCGGGCACGGGACCCACAGCAGCUGGGGUUCCCCCUGGAGGUCAGCCUGUAGGACCAGUAACGCCUGAACUUUCUCCAGCAGAGCAACUAAAAGCGAUGGCCGCUCAGCAACGUGCUAAACUGCUGCAGCAGAAGCAGCAGCAACAAGCAGCUAACUGGUCCCCAGCAGGCCCUCCAACCAGUCCCUAUAACUCUGGUCACUUUAACCAGGAGAAACCCAACAGCCCCAUGAUGUACCCACCACAAGCCUUUAACACACCACAGGGCCCUCUAGUGGCUGGCAUGGCCCCCAACAACGGGCCCAAAGCCCCCAUGAACAACUACCUCCCUCACAACCACAUGGGCAUGAUGGGCCAGCAGCAGCCAAACAGCAUCAGCCAGAACGCCCUGUCCAAGCAGCAGCAGCAACAGCAGCAGCAGACGGCAGCCAUGUUGUCCUAUAACAACACCAAACCGCUGAGUCACUUCAGUGGCAGCGGGGUGGAUCACAUAGGCCAGAGGAUGACCCCACCCAUGGGAGGAAACAGUCAGGUCAAGAACCCUAUGAUGCCUCCCUACAUGGGUGGUGGGGGAGGUGGGGGCCAGGGAGCGGGACCCGGGCAGACCCAAGGGCCUAUCCCGGGGCAGACGGCCCACCUGAGCGAGGAGCAGAAGAGGAUGUUGCUGAUGAAGCAGAAAGUAUUGAACCAGAACAUGCCCUACAGCACCAUGCAGCCUCACGGGCAGGAACAAGGUGUAGUGGGAAUGUCACGACCACCUGGCGCCAUCCCACCUCCGCACCCUGCAGGUGGCGUGGCCUCUGGAGUCGGGCCCAACCAGGGUUCGGGUCCACCUCCGGGCUACGUAGGUAACCAGCAGCAGGCAGCCAUGAUGAAACAGAUGAUGGCGAUGGAGCAGGAGAAGAGGGUGCAGAUGCACAUGAUGGAGCAGCAGAAGCAGCAGCUCUUCAGAGAGCAGAGGCAGCAGCAGCAACUACUGGCUGAACAGCUCCAACAGCAGCAGCAUCUCCCGAGACAGAUGGGCCAGGGCCAGAGGAAUCCCUACCCCCAAGUCAAUCAGUACCAAGGUACUCCUCAGGAUCUGGCAUCCAGGAGCCAGGCUCUCCAGAGCAUUCGGGCCGCCCGUCUUCUACAACAACAGCAGCAGAACCAGCAGCAGAUGGUCCAGAUGAGUUCUGUUCAGGGCCAGGGAGGCUCUGUUGGACCCCAAACUGACAUGGGCCUACCCUACGGCAACCAGGGGUCCAACCAGGGCUCCCUGUAUGGGCUCAACCCCUCCAUGAGCCAAAUGAUCCACCAGCAGCAGCACCAGAGCCAAAGCGUCCAAGCAACCAUGGGUCUUCCACCGCAGCACAACCCUGCCGGAGGGCCACCCCGGCAGGCAGGUGCAGGGCCUGGGGUAGGAGGAAUGCCCGGAGGCCCCGGAGGUGGAGGAGCUGGAGGGUAUGGAGGACAGGGGAUGUUAAUGAACUCCAUGGCACAGCAGCCCCUCAAAGGCCCUCCUAAUGCCAAAGCCCAGGCACAGAGACUGCAAAGCAUGCUGGGAGCAGGAGGAGGUGGCGGGGGAAUGGCGCCAGGUGGUUGGCCGCAGCAGCAAGGACAGAGUCUGCAGGCCAUGGGGGGAGGAGUUGGAAGGACUACAGGCGGAGGGGGAGGGGACAUGGUGGGGUUCAGCUCUGCCCAGGGCUAUGGGAUGCAGCCGGGUCAGCCCCCCAGAAUGGCUAAGCAACACUUUCAGGGUCCAGGCCAGGGGAUGAGCCAGGGGAUGGACCCCAGGGUGGGCAACCCGGCGGCAGGUAUGGGUGGCCCUAUGAUGGGCCCUCACAUGGGCGGGCAGCCCAGGACCAACCAGCCCCGGCCCAUGGUCAUGAACCAGGGGAUGAACCAGGGGGUAAUGGGCCAGGGGAUGACUGGCAUGGGGGGUUUCGGGCCAGGCCCUGGGGGGCCCGGAAUAGGGGCAGGGGGAGGAGGAGGUGGACCUUACGGACCAGGGGGAGUUGGGGUUGGAGGUCAGCCGCAAGGCUACCAGAGGACAGCCAAUCAGGAUAUGUCAUCCUAUGGAUAUGGGGGCGGGCCCUCAGGUGGAGGAGCCUUCGGAUUGGGCGAUGGCUCAGGGGCGGAGCUGGACUCAAGCGAUGGUUGGAUGGAGGAGUUUUUCCCGAGCCAAUAGCUAAUGGGGGGAACUGGAGACAAGUUUUUACUGGAUGAACUGAACAUUAAAGUAAGACAAAUGUUAAAACCUGAGAAAGUCAAAACAAAAAGGAGGAGGACAUGAUGUGGACUGGUGACCGGCAUGUUUUUGUUUUGUAAAACAUGAGCAAGGUUAUAAAUUAGUUCAUGUGUUAUGUUAUGUUGUGUGUGUGCGUGUGUGUGUGUGUGCGUGUGUGAUAGAGAGAGCGACCAUUAUGUCUCGUGCAUAUUAAUGAAAAACCAACAUAGAGAUUAAGAGGUGUAUUUCCAUUAGUUUCCCUUUUUUCUCCACGGAAUGAGUUUUUCUUGUGUUCCAGUGUUUGAAAGCGAGCCCCAUUUACACAGCGCUUUGAGCCAGAGCUUCAGCAGGGGCUGAUUGAACAUCGCAGGCUGAUGAAGGGGGAGGAAGACUUGUUCUCAAGACAGCAAUUUAUUUGUGUUUGUGUGUUUGUGCCACCCAGCUCAGUGCUUCAGAUCUCUCAACUGUGUGAGGAGCUGAAGGGAGUAGAAAGCACUCUCAACACUCCCAUUUCCUAUCUUAGAUUUGUGCCCUCCGUACACACUCGCGCACACACACAAAUCUGUCUCCCUCUCACGGUUCUCUUCACUUGAUCUCUCUUUCUCUCAUCCUCCUUCCCUCUCUCCUCCCGUCUUUCCCACCCUCUCUCCAGAGACUCGUUCCUCGCUCUCAACACUCCUUUCUCUGUUUAAAUUGUGAACAUCACAACAGAACAAAUGAUGUUCCUCCACCGCGCCACACGAGCGCACUCUGCCCUCUAGUGCUUUUGCUAGGCAACUGACGUGGGUGGCGUUUUUCGAGGUGGUGGGGGGUUCAUUUCCUGUGCAUGGCUGUGGAUGAUGGGCAUGUACAGUACAGUAAGACAAAGAGAUUUGAAUGCAGAGAAAGAGGGAGACAAGAGGCAGCUAAAGCAAGCACUUGGACUCAAAGGCUCAGACACACACACACACACACACACACACACAUAUAUAUAUAGACAAACCAACA